This is a messenger RNA of Dictyostelium purpureum, 222 nucleotides long. RefSeq lists its product as uncharacterized. NCBI's taxonomy places the organism in Eukaryota, Evosea, Eumycetozoa, Dictyosteliales, Dictyosteliaceae. The transcript has a single exon. The record is from RefSeq and is a predicted model, not a curated record. Bases 1 to 222 code for a protein of 73 amino acids.
AUGGGUUUUAUUUCAAAAAUUAUAACCUAUUUAUUUGCUUUAAUUUUUUCCAUCUUUUCAAAAAUCAAGAGAAAUCCAAUAAUUAAUCAAGGGUUCCAUGAAGAUUAUGAUAAUAUCCAUUAUGAUACCGACGAAAACUAUGUCCAUUAUGACACUGAUGAAGGCUACACAGAGCCAUUCCGUUUGGUAUAUAUCAUUACAGUUAGAAUAACUAUCUAUUAA